Messenger RNA from Vombatus ursinus (common wombat), 1740 nucleotides. RefSeq names its product NGG1 interacting factor 3 like 1 (gene NIF3L1). NCBI's taxonomy places the organism in Eukaryota, Metazoa, Chordata, Mammalia, Diprotodontia, Vombatidae. The record is from RefSeq and is a predicted model, not a curated record. The transcript is spliced from 7 exons. Gene Ontology annotation, cellular component: mitochondrion; cytoplasm. Bases 373 to 1539 code for a protein of 388 amino acids.
UGUCACGGCCCCUCUGGCCCGCGGGUCUUGUCGCCUUGCGUCUAGGGGGUGGUGGCCGGUCUUGGAGGAGGUGGCAGCCGGGUCCGGUGCAGCCUAGGCUUCCAUUACGAGGCUAAAUUGCAAAAUUACCAGAGGUGGAAGGGGUCUCGGAGACUUUCUAGACGAAACUUCUCUUCAUAGAAAAGGCUAAACAGAGGCCAGGAGCUGUGGGACAGGGACUGAGGCUCCUCGGCCGAGAGCCGCUGCCAAGACCUGAUUAAAAAGGACGCAGAGAGCGAUCCACCUGACCAGAGAGCCGCCGCCGCCGCCGCCGCCCCCGGAGACGAAGCUUUGCCCCAAAGGCUAUUGAUCUGAGUCUCACCUACUUUCUGCAUGUUGCUAUCUUGUGUACGCUUGGUUUCCCAGAAGUUCCAAGCUCCCCAGUCAUUGAUCAGCAGAAAGUUCCAGGCUCUGCAAUUCUUGGUCAGCAGUCCUUCACGUCCUUUCAUGGAUCUGAAAACUCUUGUUUCAUCAUUGAAUGACUUUGCCUCACUCUCAUUAGCUGAAAACUGGGACAAUGUUGGAUUAUUGGUAGAGCCAAGCCCACCCCAUACUGUGAAGACACUUUUGCUAACAAAUGACCUAACCGAGGAAGUGAUGCAGGAGGCGCUCCAAAUGAAAACAGAUCUCAUUCUCUCCUAUCAUCCGCCUAUUUUCCGACCACUCAAGCAUGUAACUUGGAAAACGUGGAAGGAGCGUCUGGUGAUCCAGGCUUUAGAGAACAGAGUUGGUAUCUACUCUCCACAUACUGCCUAUGAUGCUUCACCCCAAGGAGUCAACAACUGGUUAGCAAAAGGGCUGGGAGGUUGUACCUCUCUUCCAAUACAUCCAUCAAAAGCUCCCAGCUUCCCAACAAUAGGAACCCAUCGAGUGGAGUUUAAUAUAAAUGACACCCCAAGCAUGGACAAAUUCAUGUCUGCAGUGAAAGAGAUACCAGAUGUUUCAAUAACUACCUUCUCUGCUAGGAAUGAUGGAGAAGAACAAAUACGAGUCAGUUUGAACUGUACCCAGAAAGCAUUGCUACGAGUGGUGGCUUUUCUCUCUGAAAAUAGUCAUCUUUAUCAGAAGACUGAGAUCCUGUCACUGGAGAAACCCCUGCUUCUGAAUACUGGGAUGGGAAGAUUAUGCACACUGGCUGAAUCUGUCUCCUUGGCAACCGUAAUCGAACGAAUCAAAGGUCACCUAAAACUACCCCAUGUCCGCCUAGCUCUUGGAAUAGGGAAGACUUUAGAAUCGCAAGUCAAAGUAGUAGCUUUGUGUGCUGGUUCUGGGAGCAGUGUCCUUCAGGGUGUGGAAGCAGAUCUUUACCUUACAGGUGAGAUGUCACACCAUGAUGUCCUUGAUGCUGCUGCCCAAGGGAUAAAUGUCAUUCUUUGUGAACAUAGCAACACCGAACGAGGCUUCCUGUCAGAACUUAAAGACACACUGGCAGCCCACCUAGAGAAUAAGGUCAACAUUAUCUUGUCAGAGAAAGACAGAGACCCUCUUCAGGUGGUAUGAAAUAGCCCAGGACCAUGUGGGGUACUGACUCUGUAAAUCCAUUGAAUCCUAAAGAGGUUGCACUGAGGAACAAAAAGUGGUCUACCCUAUAAAGGUUCCUUUUGGGAUGGUCUGAUGAACUGGCUAAAUGAAGACUAAUGUAACUGCUUUAUUAAAACAAAGGAUGUUUGCCACAAACCCUAAUAAAGAAUGUGGAAAUUA